AGCUCCUCAAAAAAAUGAGUGCUCCUCAAGAGCAAUCAACCUAUAUUAACUUCGAAAACCUUUCUCAACUUCUUUGUAUAAAUGCGAAUCAAGAUGGGAGAAGAAGCAGUAGACACUCAACAAGAUACCUAGGUGUUAGGAGAAGACCAUGGGGAAGAUAUGCAGCUGAGAUAAGGAAUCCAACCACUAAAGAAAGGCAUUGGUUAGGCUCAUUUGACACUGCUGAAGAAGCUGCUCUUGCUUAUGAUCUUGCUUCCAUUUCUUUUACCGGCAUUCACAAUGCUCGCACCAAUUUUGUGUACCCUAUUCUGGCGUCCGUGCCACCAAUGUUACCUUCAUCGCCGCCUUCUUCUCCUCCUCUUCCACCGCCACCCCCGCCUCCUAGUACUCCUGAGUCAUCUCAGGAGGACUUCGGUGAUCAUAUAGAUGAGAGUCAUGAUGAUGAGUCACUUGUUAUUGCUUCAAUUUUGGAAUCCUUCCGGCAUUCAGCUAGCUAUGGAUUAUGAAAAUAGAUGGUGUUUUGAAGUUCGACCCGUUUGGAUCAAUUUUGUUAUUGAUUGAUGUUAUAGAAUGAAAGCAAAAACCCAUGACCCGGAGAAAGACUGAAUAAUGUUGUUAUGU
This is a messenger RNA of Oldenlandia corymbosa var. corymbosa, 621 nucleotides long. Lineage: Eukaryota; Viridiplantae; Streptophyta; Magnoliopsida; Gentianales; Rubiaceae. The record is from the annotation of a GenBank genome assembly.